Nomia melanderi (Alkali bee) is the source of this 2726-nucleotide messenger RNA. Its product is annotated as protein regulator of cytokinesis 1-like. Gene Ontology annotation, molecular function: microtubule binding. NCBI's taxonomy places the organism in Eukaryota, Metazoa, Arthropoda, Insecta, Hymenoptera, Halictidae. The record is from RefSeq and is a predicted model, not a curated record. Gene Ontology annotation, biological process: microtubule cytoskeleton organization; mitotic spindle midzone assembly. Gene Ontology annotation, cellular component: mitotic spindle midzone; spindle; cytoplasm.
GCUAUCGACACUCAACCAAUCCGAGAGAUGCAGCUUUAUGGGAUAUGUAAUGAAACUGCAGCGAAAGCUACAGGUACGAGUGGCUGGAGUGGCGUCAUUGUAGAAUAUGAAUUCAAAAGAACAACGGUCAAUCGUGUCCUGACGGGUCAUAUCUGUUUUAUGUGUAAAACGUGUAAAAGGAAAGUAUAAUGGCUGAUUUAUCUCAAUGGGAACCAAUAAUACAGAAAACCAUUGUAAAACUUCGAAAUGCAUUGUCUACAUUACACUCGAUAUGGGAAGAUAUAGGAUUUACCGAAGAAGCUCGUUCCAUAUAUUGUGAACAGGCAUUUAAUCAUAUAAACGAUUUAUUACAUGAUAUGAUUCACGAAUCGCAACAGAAAAAGGAUAUAUUAUUAAACAAUGUCAAAGAAUUAGUGGAGCAAGUUUCUAUAUUAAGCAAAGAAAUGGGAACAAACGUAGAAGUUAAUGGAUAUGAAAAUUUACCACUGAAGACAGUAGAGGAAGUGCUGCGCACUGAUUUACAUAAAUUAGAAUACUGCAAACAACAACGAUUGGCACUUUUAGAAGAAUUGCGUACAAGGGAACAAAAUCUUUGCAAAGUGCUAGGUACUCAACCAGUACCAAUUGAGGAAAAGUUACCUUCCGAGGAGGAACUUAACAGUUUUAAACUUUAUUUGGAAACACAAGAGGCAGAAAAAAAUCGUUUAGAGUCUAAUUUUAAAGAAAUGCGUAGAGGAAUUGUAAAAAUGAUGGAUGAAUUAGGCAUUUCACCAUCCACAAAUUUUGAACAUUUAGUUUAUAAAAGCAAUGAAAAUUUUGUAUUUAGCAGUAAUAACAUGACUAAAUUACGGGAACUUAAAGAUGAUCUUAAACAUCAAAUGGAAAGGGCAAAGGAAUAUGUAGAAAGUGUUAAACAAGAGUUGCUGGCUCUAUGGAAAUAUCUUGAUGAACCUGAACGGAUUUGUCAAUCAUUUCUUAACAGUUACGUUGGACAUAGCGUUGCAACUAUAAAUGCAUUAGAAACAGAAUUGGAAAGGUGCAAAGAAAAGAGAAAACAAAAUAUUGCAAAAUUCAUAUCUCAAAUAAGAUCAGAGUUAGUAAAAUUAUGGGAUCUGUGUAAAUUUAGCGAAGAACAAAGAAGACAAUUUAGCUACUUUCAUUGUCAAACAUACACAGAAGAUAUGCUUACUUUACACGAACUCGAAAUAAAAAGGUUGCAAGACUUUCAUGCUGCCAAUAAAUCUAUAUUUGAUCUUUUAGAAGAAAGGGAUAACUUAUGGUCAAAAAUGAAGGAACUCUUUCAACGUGCAAAUGAUCCUGAUCGCUUUUACAAUCGUGGUGGUCAAUUAUUAAUGGAGGAAAAAGAGCGCAAAACAAUUCAAAAAAAGUUACCAAAAAUUGAAGAUCAGUUAAGGAGUUUAAUAAAAGAAUAUGAAAGUAUAAAUGGAGAAGUGUUUACUGUUAACGGUAUGUCAAUAGAGGAAUUAUUAAAAGAAUCAUGGGAACACCUGAAUGAAGAAAAAGAAAUAAUAAAAAAGGCUAGGAAGGAGGCAAAAGAUAAAUCAGUUAAAAAGAUAACAUUAAGCGCAUCUAAGAAGACUGCUUCAAGUUCAACAAAGAAAACACCAGGUAUAUUGAGUACUCGUCGUCAUACACCGCUGAGUACUUCAAAGAGGAAACUAUUGUUCACACCUUCUCCCAAUACCUCAGCAAAACGUAGAAAUUUGAGUAUAAAAGCUGGUGGAUCCAAACAAAGGAGAAGUGGACGAGUCUCUAGAAAACUGUUACAAUCUGAAAAUAAAGCUAUUAAAAGGAAUAGUAAAAAAGAAAAUUCUACAUCUCAAAGCUCAGCUGUAACAGAUACAACUUACAGCCAGUUUAAAGAACAUUUAGAAGAAAGAAGAGAACUUCGGAGUUCAUUAUUACCAGAACAAGUAUUAAUGAACGCAGCUAAGUCAAAAAUGAAAACUCCAAUACGAACACCUGCCAAACCACUAAGAAAACAUAUACCAACAGCAACAACACCUAUUACCACAACCCCUAAGUUAUCUCAAACACAAUUACACAAAUCACCGCGUAGUCCUAGACUUGUACAAUCAGCGAGAUUAGCCACAGUAUCAACACACCUGCCCAUAAUAUUUUAAAACUGUUUUGAAGUAGAAAGUAAAAAACUCUUGUACUUGCUAAUAUUUAUAUAUUGAUAUAUUGUCAAAAACAUACUCUUUAUAUAUUUUUAUUUUAUUACUAAGUAAUGCUUUAGAAAUUAUAUUGUUUAAUCAAAUUUGAUCACUUAAAUAUGAUAAUUAUGUAUUAUGUACUUGUAAUGGAUAGUAAUAUGUAUUGUUGCUUUUUGUAUGUAUAUUGCUAAUUUGUUAAUACAUUUGCCAUGUUUUAAUAUUUAAUUGCGAUCUAUUGUAUGUGCGUACUUUAAUUAAUAUAUGUCGUAUUACAAAUUAUAAUUACAUAAAGAAAUUAAUGUAUCUACAGGGUCACAUUGUAAAUAAAAUUUCACUUAAUAUGUAGUCUUAUAAACUACUUCGGUAAUGCAUUGUUAUUAAAUAGUAAUCAAUCACAGUAGUAAGUUUAUAAUGAAACGUAUGUUUUGUAAGUGCACGAUUUCGUUAUAUAUAAUUAUUAUAAUAAUCCUUUUUAUCUGAUUUGAGUUAUAUGUAACACUUAAAAUGUUAUUCGAUUAAUUUAAAAAUACAUUUAAAUGUAUAACGUAA